Molecule: messenger RNA, 210 nt
Organism: Linum tenue
Lineage: Eukaryota; Viridiplantae; Streptophyta; Magnoliopsida; Malpighiales; Linaceae
Source: the annotation of a GenBank genome assembly
AUGGUCUGUCCCCCAGCCGUUCACUUAAACCCAGCAAAAUAUGAAGAUCCACUCACCUUCAAUCCAUGGAGAUGGGAUGGGCAAGAAAUUAACCGAGCAACAAGACACUUCAUGGCAUUUGGCGGUGGCAUAAGAUUUUGUGUUGGUACAGAAUUUACAAAGGUCCAGAUGGCAACUUUUCUACACUGCUUGGUCACAAAGUACAGUUAG